This is a messenger RNA of Carassius auratus (goldfish), 4941 nucleotides long. RefSeq lists its product as uncharacterized. The transcript has 2 exons. The record is from RefSeq and is a predicted model, not a curated record. Lineage: Eukaryota; Metazoa; Chordata; Actinopteri; Cypriniformes; Cyprinidae. Bases 2 to 3373 code for a protein of 1123 amino acids. Gene Ontology annotation, molecular function: nucleic acid binding. Gene Ontology annotation, biological process: DNA integration.
GAUGAUCACUCCGGCAGAGAUAUUGAAGGUUUUUGAGUCAGACUUUGUAGAACGGGAUAAUGAGGAAGUCUCAACGUCGCAAGAAGACUUAAGGUUUUUGGCAAAAUUGAAUGAAGGCAUUAAGCAAGUGCAAGAUGGACACUAUGAGAUGCCAUUGCCUUUUAAGGGUGAGAGGCCAGAUUUGCCAAACAACAAAGCGUGUGCAGAGCAUCGACUCAAAUCCCUAGAGAAGCGUUUAAAGAGAGAUGAACAGUACCAAAAGGACUACAUGGCUUUCAUGAAGGACAUAAUAGCAAGAGGCGAUGCUGAAAGGGUCCCAGAGAUGGAGUUAAGUAGUCAACCAGCAUGGUAUAUACCUCACCAUGGAGUAUAUAACCCACAGAAGCCAGGCAAGAUUCGUAUCGUCUUUGAUUGCUCUGCAAGAUUUCAGAAUACUUCUCUGAAUGAGCAUCUACUGACUGGGCCUGACCUCACAAAUACCCUUGUUGGAGUCUUGUGUCAUUUCCGGAAAGGGCAAGUAGCCAUCAUGUGUGAUGUGGAGCGUAUGUUCCACCAGUUCCACGUUGCUCCAAAGGAUCGGGACUACCUCAGGUUCCUAUGGUGGGAAGAUGGAAACAUGGAAGCCUCACCUUCAGUUUUUCGAAUGAAGGUCCAUUUGUUCGGAGCGGCCUCCUCGCCUGGAUGUGCAAACUUCGGCCUCAAAUACCUUGCCGUACAAGGUCAAGGCAAGUUUAAUCAAGCCACAGUGAAGUUCAUACAACGUAAUUUUUAUGUUGACGAUGGCUUAGCGAGUGUGGACACUGAAGCAGAGGCAAUCCAGCUUGUAAAGGAAGCCAGGGGUCUCUGUAAUACCGGAAAGCUUCGCUUGCAUAAAUUCAUCACCAACAGCAAGACGGUGAUUGCCACAAUUCCAAAGGAGGAAUGUACUGAAGGGGCAACUGACUUUGACUUGACCCUAGGAGAACCUAAAGUAGAGAGGGCGCUCGGCAUCCAAUGGUGCGUGGCUUCAGACAAGUUCCAUUUCAGAGUGUUAGUAAAGGAAAAUCCUUUUACUAGAAGAGGUGUGCUGUCUACAGUUGCUUCCAUUUUUGAUCCUCUUGGAUUCGUCGCUCCCUUCAUUUUAGUUGGGAAAAGGACUCUACAAAAGAUGUGUCAAGACAAGUUAGGCUGGGACGAACCACUUCCUGAUGACCUCAAGCCGCAUUGGGAAGCUUGGUUGCAAGACCUCCAUAACCUGUCUUUGGUGAAGAUACCACGUUGUUAUGUGCCAUCAACAUUCAAGGAUGUUCAACAAUAUGAGCUACACCAUUUCUCAGACGCCAGUGUGUCAGGCUAUGGAGUAUGUUCAUACCUCAGAGCUGUAACCAAGUCUGGAGAAGUCUACUGCACUCUUGUUAUGAGUAAAGCUAGGGUUGCUCCAACAAAGGUAACAACAAUUCCCAGACUGGAGCUCUCAGCUGCAGUGGUUGCCACAAGAACUGGUGAUCUGCUCAAAAGAGAACUAGAAUUGGAUGGCAUUCGUGAAUACUACUGGACCGACUCCAAAGUUGUCCUUGGCUAUAUUAACAACGAUGCACGACGUUUCCAUGUAUUUGUAGCCAACCGAGUUCAGCAGAUCAGAACAAGCACUGAGACUAGUCAAUGGAGAUAUGUGGCUUCAGAACAAAAUCCAGCUGACCAUGCCUCUCGUGGGCUCACCGUAAAGGAACUCAUGGGAUCGAACUGGUUUACUGGUCCAAGUUUCCUAUGGCAAAGAGAACUCCCUAAGGAUGACAUUAAGGUGGGAGAAGUUAAUGAUGGAGACCCGGAACUCAAAAGGGCACAGGUUCUAAUGACCAAGGCAAGGGAAGAGUGGUGUCUGUCAGAUCGCUUGCAAAGGUUUUCAGAUUGGAAGAGGGCAGUGAAAGCCAUAGCAAGGCUCAAACGUUGUGCAAGGAGUGCGAAAGGUUUGGUAGAAAGAUCCAACAAUUCCACAACACUUGAAGAAAGGAAGGAUGCUGAACAAUUCAUAAUUCACAUCGUUCAAGAAGAAGUGUUCAGUGACGAGAUCAAGCAUCUAAGACAAGGCAAGGAAGUUAAUUCAAGUCUUUUCAACAAGCUGUACAAGUUAAGUCCGUUUAUCGAUGACCAUGAUGUCUUACGAGUGGGAGGACGAUUGACACAGGCAGAACUUCACUCUCAUGUCAAGCAUCCAGCCAUUCUUCCUAAAGGACAUCAUAUAUCUCGUUUACUCAUAAAACACUUCCAUGAAAAGGUGCAACAUCAAGGUCGUGGCAUGACCAUCAAUGAAAUCCGCUCCAAUGGUAUUUGGAUUCUGGGAUGCAGUAGCGAAGUUUCAUCUCUCAUCUACAGAUGCAUUAAGUGUAGGAAGCUGAGGAAAUGCAAUCAGGAGCAAAGGAUGGCUGACCUGCCACCAGAAAGGAUGGAAGCUACCCCUCCGUUCACCUAUAGUGGCAUGGACUGCUUCGGUCCGUUCUAUGUUAAAGAGGGAAGGAAAGAGUUGAAGAGAUACGGACUACUUUUCACCUGCAUGUGUUCGCGAGCUGUUCAUCUUGAGGUGCUGGAUGAUCUUAGUACUGAUGCCUUUCUUAAUGCACUGCGUUGUCUUAUUGCUAUACGUGGCAAUGUAAGUCAGCUUUAUAGUGAUCAAGGUACCAACUUCGUGGGUGCAAAGGGAGAGUUCCUGAAGUUGAUGAAGGGAAUGGAUCAAGAACGUGUGAAAGAGUUAGGCUGUACCUUUAUCAUGAACCCGCCUGCUUCCAGUCACAUGGGUGGUGUCUGGGAGAGACAGAUCCGGACUGUAAGGAGUGUACUAACGUCCAUCCUAGACAAGUCUGCAGCAAGACUGGACAGUUCUUCCUUAAGAACAUUCAUGUAUGAAGUAAUGGCGAUCGUAAAUAGUCGACCAUUGACCUCAGAGCACCUCAAUGAUCCUGUGGGACCAGAACCAUUGACGCCGAAUCAUAUACUAACAAUGAAGUCCACCAUCAUUGCACCACCUCCUGGAGAGUUUGUGAGGGAAGAUCUUUAUCUUCAGAAAAGAUGGAAAAGAGUUCAGUUUCUGGCAAAUGAGUUUUGGACCAGGUGGAGGAAGGAAUAUCUGUUGAAUCUGCAGCAGAGAAGUAAGUGGAAUAAGAGCAGGAGAAACACCAAAAUAAAUGAUAUCGUUCUGCUUCAAGAUGAUUUGGCAUCACGAAAUCAGUGGAAGCUAGCUAAAGUGGUAGAAGUUUUCCCAGGAUCUGAUGGAAUGGUGAGAAGACUUAAACUUCUUGUUAGUGAUGCAACACUAGAUAGCAAGGGUGCACGCACAAAUAAGUCAGUCUACUUAGAAAGACCCAUACACAAAACAGUGUUACUACUUGAAGCUGAUUAAAAGGGUUAAGUUUGAAAAGUGUUUAACUGUGUAUGUUAAACGUGUACAAAUACUUAUCCACUAAAUGUUUAUUAGUUCAUGUUGAGUUACUGAGUAUUUAUAAAGUAAAUUCUUUUAAGAAUCACACAUUGCGUGAUGGUGGGAGUGUGUUUGCUGUUACAAGCUUUCGGAAUCUAUAAUGUUUAUUUCCACUAGAUGGCGCUUGUGUACUUCAACACUCAUUUAUUUCAGUAACUUUUUGAUCAGUCUAAUCUGUAUAUUUUUAUAUUUCGACUAUUUUAUAAUGCUUAUUGUGAUUUAUAUACUCAACUGUUGUAUAUUUGAGGAAUAUUUAUUCUUUCUAAGAGUUUUCUUUGGUUAUAUUUUAUUUUGCUCCCAUCGUGCCUUUGUAUGUCACUUCCUGUUUUGUCACGGAGAACGAGUCAGAACUGCGGUCCGAGUUUCACAGAGCAAUUCUGCUGAUCAUAUGGAAUGAUGUAAUCAUUGCAAAGUUUAAAGUAUUUCUAUUUAGAAGUCAUCCGAUAAAGAAGCUUCAAGAUAACCCCUCUCUUAGCUCAUAAGCAGGCAAAAGUGUUCUACGGUGUUGGUGUUGGAGUCUAAGUCCAGAACACAUUAAACAUCAGUUAAAGAACCUCAGCCUUCGCGUCAUGACUAAGGGCGGGCAUAAUAUGUAUGAAAUGUAUUGAACAUGGGCACGCCUUCAGAAGCAAUGUAUAAAAUAGAGAACCGACACAGACUCGACAGACUGUUCUGCAGAGCUUUCUCGGUUUUAUUUUCUCUUGAAAAUAAAAUCUUUCUUAUGGAAACAAAACCCUGAGAUAGUAUGAUUGCUCAGAUCCAUGGAAGACGAAAAUACACUACAGGAUCUACCGUCAUGUUCAUCAUGAGACACACAGAAGCCACAACAGCAUAUUGGCAAAUUAUUAAUAAGCAUUAUUUAUUUGAUUGGCCAUUGCAUUCAUAAGCUCAGCAGAAUCUUAUGUGAUUGGUUAUAAUGCGCAGUGCUGUAAAAACGUGUCUGUCUCUGGCUCAAGUAAGAGUACUUAGCUAAGUAAGGGUAAAAAUACCCAUAUCCUCCAAAAAUUUAAGUUACCCAGACAAUUUACUCAAGUAAAUGUAAUUCAUUACCCACCUCUGAUACUAAAUUCUCAUGUGGGAUCAGUUGUCACAGUUUACUGCAUUUAAUAUUUUUUUAUAUUUAAAAGUUAUGAAGUUUUGUGUAGUAAAACCAAUCUAAGAUAUAAUUCACAGUCAUACACAAAAAAGUAAGACCUUUUGGAUCUGGUUGUUUGAAUCUAAUAUACUAAACCAGUGCUUGAGAAAGCACACCUAAAUUGGAUUUUCAAAAUAACACACCUGUAUAUUGUUCUCAUUAUUUCUUCCACAUAAAGAUAUGACAAAGAUAGUGAGAGUAGAAAUGACAUUUUGGGAUCAGAUCUUGUGAUACCUUCCUCAUGUGAGAAAUGGCCACCAGUUUUAUUUUAAGUGUCACUGGUGGAUAUGACAGGUGGUUUCUUGUUUUGUUGUUUGAACACUGCUGAAUAAAUUGUGUGGUCUGUUUCAGGGUG